CUUUGCAUUUUCGCUUCUUUCCUCUCCCGCCUCCUACGCACCUCUCACCCUCUCACCUUCUCCUGUCCUAAGCGCUCCGGUUCCCCUUCUCGAAAGAAACCCUAAACUCUUCGCUUUCGCUUUCGCUUUCGCUUUCUCUCUCUCUCUCUAUCUCCAAUGGCGUCGAAUAACCCUCCCGGCGAAUCAGGAAGGGAACCUCACGGCCAAGAAGAAGCGGACGAAGACGAGAGCGACGAGGAGUACGACCCCAACAGGGAGAGCGAAGAGGAGUACGAUCCCUACGCCGAUUACGAGGAAUACCAAGCCCUAGUCGCCGCCUACGCCGCCGGGAGAAACAUGGGUUUACCGUUCUCGGAUCCGGCUAUGGUGGUGCCGGAGGAGGGUGACGGAGGCGACGGAUGGGAGGUGGAAGUGGUGCCGUUCAUGGCGAAUGUGGAAGAUAUGGACGAAGGGGGAGAUGCAGCAGAGAGAGAGGAAGAUGAAGAGGAAGAAGAGGAUGAGGAGGGUGAGGAGGAGGGAAGGGAUGAUUGCGAGAGCCACGGAGGUGGAGGGUCGGAGAACGCGGGAUCAGGGACGCCGCAUGGGGCUGGGUUGGAUAAGCCCUCUGUCCCCAAUUGCCCCGUGUGUUUAGAGAUGUGGACUUCCGAGGGUCUUCACAGGGUCUGUUGUAUUCCUUGUGGACAUGUGUAUGGUAGAUCUUGCCUAGAGAGAUGGCUACAUCAGUGUGGAAAGAAAAUAGGGAAGUGUCCUCAGUGUAAUAGGAAAUUCCGUCAAAAGGAGAUUAUUAAUCUAUAUGCACCACUAAUAGUUGUGCCAAAUGAUGAUCUGGAAAAGGAAUUGCAAUCUUUACGAGAAAAACAUGAAUCCCUUAUGAUAGAGCGAGAACAAUUAUUGGAGGAGAUAAGCAAACACAAGAAGCGUCCAAUAGUGAGAGAAAGUUCCAAGGACAGACAGAAACUGGCAUGCUUGGAACAUUCAUCAAGUGGACCAAUACUCAGAGCACAUGUCGGACAUGUUGACCGAAGGCUUAAGUCUGCUGCUGGAACCUUUUCUGGAAGUGCAAAUAUGUCCAGUGACUGUUCUGAUGGUAGUUAUUCUCUGUGCAAUUUUGUCUUACAGAUUGAAUUAACGAUAGAUGGAGCUCGAGUUAUGGGAAUAGAUGCGCCUAGCAGGAUUGCACUUGUCUCUGGGAAGGCACCUGGACUGGGCGGGGAACAUGUCCUUAGUAAGAUUAGCUUGUUAGUUCCACAGGAAAUAGAGAAGAUUCAGCUUCCGCCAAAUACUAAAGCUAUUAGGGAUCUCCACAUCCUUCCUAACAGGCUUGCACUUCUUGCAUCGCUAGGCAGAAAAUUGUCGCUUUUCAGCAUGACAAGCAACAAUUUUGUUCUCCAGUACAAUUUGCCGGCACCUGCCUGGUCUUGUUCGGGUGAUUGCAGCAGUUCAUAUCAUAUUUAUACUGGAUUGCAGAAUGGUAUGCUUUUGGUGUUCGAUGUUCGUCAAACAGCAGUGCCCAUGCACUCUAUGGAUGGUUUGUCUAUGCAUCCAAUUCAUACCAUACACUCUAUUGUGCAUGAGAAUGGAAUGAAGAAAGUCCUCACAGCUUCCUCUGUAGGAACUUGCUUGUGGGACAUUAAUAGCAAUGGAGAAAGGCCGAUUUUGAUACCUGAAAUGGAAAGCCAAGGUGUAUGCAUCUCUCUUGCUUGUGGCAGUCCAUCAAGUGAUGAUAUAGUAGCAUCCUUUCGCCCUAAAGUUGACUUGACAAAUGAUGCCAAUGCCAUUUCAUCUCAGAUAUCAGUAUCACCUUCAUCUAUGCUUUCUAAUUCAGGAAAGUUAGGUUCUCAUGUCCUCAUCAAGAGGGUUAAUGGCACCUCGUUUCAUAAAGACCAAGUCGGUUAUGGCAACGUGAGCGGACUUCGUAUGUGCAAGUCUGCAAUAAUAUCCUCUAGAAGUAGCCACUCGCUUUUUGCCUAUGGGGAUGAAUUACUACAUGGAGUGCGCAUUUGGAGCCUUCCCUCCUUUCAGGAGUAUACUGUUCUCAAGCCACAUAGAUCUCCAAUCCUUGAUUUAAGGUAUGCAACGUGCCCUACAGGACCGAGAUUCCUCGGCUGUGUGAGCGAGGAGAAACUGCAGGUUCUUUUUUUAACUGCUGUAUGAAAAGAAUGGACCGGAGAGGAAAUUGGGGCAACUAUACAUAUACACUGGUAAGGUCAUCUAUGUAGUUUCUUUUGCAUAUACAAUUUGUGGUGUGAAAGAAUAAAAUAAAAUAGAAUAAAACAUAAGAACAAUAUGUUGAACUGUGGCCACCUGGCUGGAAACUAGUCACCUGAAGAUGAGGAAAUCAACAACAGAAAUAAAAUCAUGCUGUUCUUGCUUCUAUAUUGUGAUGAUAACAAUGGAAAGUUUGAUGAAUGGUCGCAACUGUGAUACCUCUUUGUUUCA
Molecule: messenger RNA, 2439 nt
Organism: Ananas comosus (pineapple)
Lineage: Eukaryota; Viridiplantae; Streptophyta; Magnoliopsida; Poales; Bromeliaceae
Product: E3 ubiquitin-protein ligase RFWD3-like
Exons: 15
Coding region: 157-2154 (665 amino acids)
Biological process (GO): protein ubiquitination; interstrand cross-link repair
Cellular component (GO): nucleus
Molecular function (GO): ubiquitin protein ligase activity; protein binding
Source: RefSeq, a predicted model, not a curated record